GGCGCAGGUAGGGCCUCAGGGAGCGGACUUGGAACCCACCCGGAGCCCCUUCUCCCUGCGCACGCCCUCCCCGGGGCUCAUCAGCCCCCGGGCCCCCUCCUGCCCUCUGGGGUCCCGCUCCUUCCCCGUGCACGGGCCGCCCGGCCUGUCAGCGCCUGGCACUGGCACCUGUCUGCCUUUCUGUUUUAAAUUAGCAAUUCCCACUGCCGUGUUGGCAGUGCUGAUUUGGAUUCCUCCUCCAGAAGUGGGGGAGAUAGUUAGAUCCCAUGUGUGCUAUAAGCUGACGUCAUUGGGAAUCUUUUGUAUGUGUUCUGAAGGGAUUCUUUCCACCAUACUUGCUUUACAUGUGGAAGAAAACAAAAGAUGUAUAACUUUUCCUAAGUCCACAGAUGGUAAAACUUAAAUGUGCUUUUCUACAGAAGGCAGCAACUCCCCCUCUCUGCGCUGGGUGUAUCCAGGCACUGCAUUGCUGAAUCUGUUUCUUCCCUUGGUGUUUGAUGCCUUUGCUUCCCCCCCUCAGGACUCAGGAGACAAGGCACGCUGUGCUGCUGGCGCAUUCCUGCUGUGCUGAGCUGAGCUGUAGCACCUGGCAUGGGAACGCCGCUGGGCGCAGAGCCUCGUCACCCACCACAGCCUGCUGCAGCGUCUCAGGUUUCAUGUGAGUACGACUGCUGGAAAUAGGUUUCAGAUGUUUCCCUAACUCAGCGCUUGGGCUGCAUCUUGUAAGCUGAGGCGUUUCCAUAGGAACCGUAUGACAUCGCUGCUCCCCCAGCAGCUCUCUCGUGAGCAUGCCCAGUGCAAGCCUUGACUUUGGCUCAACUAUCUGCGUGCACUAACGGACUGCACAUAUGGGAUAUGAAUGUGGUUCCUGAUGAGCUCCAACUCUUUGUCUUUGGGAGGAGGAGGAAGAGGCUGUGCCCAGAGCUGGAGGAUCUGCCAUACGCCUGCUGAGACCCUUGCCCCUCAGUGGGAUCGUGGAGAAUGCUUGCCUGUUUGGCCAGGGGGAAUUUACUGGAUAUUCUGCAGGAGGGCUUCACAGAGCAACAGCUACAGGCAUAUGUGGCCUGGGUAAAUUCCCAGCUGAAGAAGAAGCCAACGAUAAAGCCAGUCCAAGACCUGAGACAGGAUCUCAGAGAUGGAGUCAUUCUUGCCUCACUUAUCGAGAUUGUAGCUGGUGAGAAGCUGAAUGGCGUUCAGGUCAACCCUACCAGCCAGCAGGAGAUGAGGGAAAAUGUGGAGAAAGUCUUACAGUUCGUGGCAUCAAAAAAGAUUCGUAUGCAUCAGACAUCAGCAAAAGAUAUUGUUGAUGGUAACUUAAAAUCUAUCAUGAGGCUGAUCCUUGCCUUAGCUGCUCAUUUCAAACCAGGCUCUGGAAGAGCCGUGAAUCACAGCCCUGCUGGCAUGAUGGGGAAGAGCUCAGCAGCAUCAUUUGCCAGUCACAGGCCUCGCUCAGCCGCUGCAGUGGCCCAAGGGGCGGUGGCUGCUCUGGCAGAUGUUCGCCAAGAUGUAUUGCAAUCUGGCCGGGAUGUUUUCCGGCACAGGCAAAGAAACAGCAGCAUGGAUGAGGAGAUUGAAACCCCCUACUGGAGUGUUCGGGCACUGGUGCAACAGUAUGAAGGGCAGCAUAAUAUCCCCUUGGAGUCCCACUCCUCCAGUCUCACAUCACCCAGUCCUGUCCAUAGCACGAAAAGCGAAUCCACUGUAACCCAGUCAGAGGAGAAAGCAGGAUUUGUGAUUAUCCACACUGAGGAAACAGAAACUAAAACAGAAGAGAAAGAAUCUCACUUCCAGUCUGAAUGGCAAGCAGGGAACCCGGGGUCAUGUUCGGAGAAUUCAUGGGAGGAGCAGCUAUUGGAACAACAGGAUCAUUUGGAAAAGGAAAUGGAGGAAGCAAAGAAGAUGAUUUCAGGUUUGCAGGCUUUACUGCUCAAUGGGUCUUUACCUGAGGAUGAACAGGAAGGGUCCUUUGAACUUUGUGAACAUGGAGCCUGCCCAGAAGAGCAGCUGAUCAUAAUCCGAAGUCGUCUGGACCAGAGUGUGGAAGAAAAUAAAGACUUAAAGAAGGAGCUGCUGAAAUACAAACAAGAAGCUCGAAACCUACAGGGGAUAAAGGAUGCUCUACAGCAAAGGCUGGCUCAACAGGAUGCUUCAGUUCUUCAACUAAAGCAGGAGCUGCUGAGAGCAAACAUGGACAAGGAGGAGUUGCACAAUCAGAAUGUUGAUCUUCAGAGGAAGGUUGAAGAGAGGAACAUGCUACUGGCAGAAUACAAAAAGGAACUGGGCCAGAAGGAUCGGCAUUUACAGCAGCAUCAAACCAAACUGGAUGAAAUGGUUAGGCAACUUUCUGAGGCCAGUUACCAACAGGUGUGGAUCCAGGUGGAUUUGGAGCGGGAGCUGGAGCACAAAGAGGCCCUGCUAGCUCACUGUAUGAAGAGAGAAGCUGAAGAGGUGAUGGCAUAUAGCAGUCACAAUGCUCAGAGCAAUGGCUUCCUCCAGACAGUAGGAAAAGGAGCUGCUCCCACAGCCCACCGAGGGACAAAUGACUUGCAGCUCGUUCGUGAUGCACUUCGUAGCCUGAGGAACAGUUUCAGUGGCCACGAUCCACAGCACCACACUAUUGACAGCCUGGAGCAGGGCAUCUCUAGUCUGAUGGAACGGCUACACUGCAUGGAGACACAGAAGAAGCAAGAGAGAAGGAUCCAGGGGAAGUCACCGGCAAGCAGAGCAACAAAUGAGUGUAGAGACUCCUGGCCUCCAAACUCCAAACUGCCUCAUUCUCACAGCACACCUGUGAUGAGCACCAGUGCCUGCACAAAAGUGUUGUACUUCACUGACCGCUCCCUCACACCUUUCAUGGUCAGCAUACCAAAGAGGUUAGGGGAAGUGACUCUGAAGGAUUUUAAGGUAGCUAUCGAUCGUGAAGGAACCCACCGAUACCACUUCAAAGCCCUGGAUCCAGAGUUUGGGACAGUCAAAGAGGAGGUAUUCCAUGAUGAUGACAUCAUUCCUGGUUGGGAGGGGAAAAUUGUGGCCUGGGUGGAAGAAGACCAUGGGGAGAAUUAAUCAAGCUUUUAGGUCUUGUCACUAUGGAAACCUGUAACUGGCUGCUGAGCUCGGAGAAUGACCAAAAAGCAUGUGUGCUGGAAGGAGUCCAAUUCAAGCUGCCAAAAGAAAGGGCUUCUCUGUAAACAAUGGGUAAUGCACGUUGUGUGCGUGGAUGCCUGGCAUGGACACCUGACUUUCUGUGGCCAAAUACAGACAGCGUUGUGGGACUGAAACGAUUAUCUGUGGGAAAGAAACACCUUGCUUUUUCCUGUCAACUAAACUCUGAAGGCCUUAAUGAUGCAUUUUUCCUUUCCCCUGCUUCUCCAUUCCUGCUGUAUGUGCUGCAGUCUGUGAGCUGGGCAUUUCAAUUCUGGUUUGUUGUACACAGUCUUGCAUAUAUCUACACUGAUGGCAAAAAUGCAAAGCUUUGCCUUUGUGAGUCAGAAGAAACAGCUAGAUUAUGUGAGAAGGUUUGACUGGCUUUGGUCUUGGACUUGCCUGUGUUGUAGGAGCAGAGUGAACUUUGUGGACAGUCCAGACUGAGCAGACCUGCAGAAGGAAGACAGUCUUCUGGAGGUUUUAUGCAUUAUCUGAAGCAAUGAUCAUCAGCUUAGCAAAGCUCCCUUUCUCCCAUAUUCAGGCUUCUGUUUCCUAGCCCUGGUUCUCCUACUUGUCCUCCAAAGCUGUACUUUUGAAGUCCUCUGGGUUUGCUCUGUUGCCAUGGGGAAUGUUGGAAUCUUGAUGCUUGCUUUUCUGCUGAAAGCUUUUGUUUGAGGAGGCAGGAGCUGGAAUCAGCUGCUUCCCCAAGGUACUUUUAGCCCCCCCUCCUUGUUAAGCCCCUGUCUGCACUCCCACUGUCUCCUCUCUGAGCACAGCAACUGAUUGUCACCUCCUGUGCACAGGCAUCACUGUGCUACUGUGCUGAUUGCCAGAGCCACCAAACAUAAAUACACUCCUAGGAUAAAUCCUAUCAGAAACACCAUUUCCUUGCUGUGCCUACUGCUGGGGUUUCUGGAGGAGCAGAAACUGAAUGGCUGGUUGGGAGGGUAUGAGCCCCGAGAUCCCUGAGGCUUUUGUGGGAUUUGUUUGUUUUGGUUUUUGUUUGUUCUGUUUUUCCCCUCCUUUGCCUCCCUCUGUCCUCCUGCUGCCUGUCAGCUGUACUAGCACAGCACUGGCUCUGGUCUGCACCAGACACUGUUGACUUAAAAGGUCAAAUGGCAAGUCAAGGCUCUGCUUGUUCUUGGUACGUGUGGCCCUUUCACGGACUGCCUGCGUGUCUGUACCGUGCAUGAGGCUGGGAGGGGGUGAACGUGGUUUUACUGUUUUAUAUUAACGUGUCUUUUUGUAAAUAUGUUACUGUUUGGAAUUAUUUUGUACCAGUUUACAUUGUCUGAGGACUGUGGAUAUUUUUAUACAAGUGCAAGUGCUUUCUGUAUAUUUCUGCACGCAUUAUAUGGUGUUUUACUCUCUAGUGGAUGCUGAGAUGUUUUCUAUGGUCUCCUGUUCACACAACACUGGGCUUGACUUUAUUUUACUAUGGAAAUCCAACUCGUUCCUACUGGAUUUUAUGUUUUGCCAGCUUGUACAGGCAGUAAGAAUGCUAUUUCUUCCGUCACUGCUUCACUGUCCAGGAAAGAGUUCAAAGCUUUUACAAGGCCCUGUGCCAGGCUGGCACAAGACAGCAUGCCUGCUGCUCUUUACGAUUUGUUAUGGUGACUUUUUCUUUACAGACAGAGGUCAGUAUCAGUAGAAAAGCUCAUCAGUGGACAGAUUUAUCAAUGGCUGCAGGGCAGGGGAACACAUCUCUCUUGCAAAAGAGAGAUUUUCUUCCUCCCUGGAAAUAGUUCUCUGUUGCAUGAUCUUAGAGGGUUGUUAAAGACAGCAUGGGGUUGUUAUAUUGAAAUCGAUUGUUAUAUUUCAAUUGCAGUUUUUUUCUCAAGUGUUUCUUCAAGUUUUGCUCAUUGAUUCUAUUUCAGCAAGAGCCACACACCCAGGAUGGGAUUUUACGGAGACAAUUUUCGAGGUCUGUAGUUGCCAGUUCCAGUGGCCAGUGCUGUUUGAUUGUGGAGUUUUGAGGGCACAGGAAGCUAUUAUCAGAGCUUCUAAUGGAUACCUUGCCCAAUAGGUAUCCAGUGUUCCCAUGGAAAAAGACAGAUGUUAGCUGAUACAGGAGACAGUCGGGAGCCUCAGUCUUGUUCUUAGAGCAGUUCAGGUAACUCCUAGUGGGCACAUGUAGCAUGCUUACUGCCACUCAAAUUUGGCUACAUGCUUUCCAGAGCAGCAAUGGGCUAUGUAUUUGAGAAGGAGCAAGACUGAAGACUGUACCUUGAAUCAGUGCCAACAUGACACGUAAGCUAGGACAAAACAGACAUUACUUGAGACACAAUUGAUGGCAAUGCUCUGUUCUUGAGUUCCUGGAUGUGGCUUCCUCUUUCUAGCAAAGGUAGGGCUGCUAGCACUGCUGCCACUGAAGCACAAGGCCCCGCUUUGUCACGUUCACCCCCUGGGAGUGCUGCUCUCACAGGCUGCUUGUGCUUAGCUUUGUUUCUGCCAUGGCACUGCAGCCUUCCCCAGACGUUUUACUUCUGCAUGAUUUACAGUUUGGAAGUGGUAAUAGAGGGGGAGAGGAGAGGCAGCAGGUGCAAGGGCCUUGGAGUGGCUGCUCCUUGCCGGUAACAGCAGAAGCUGUUGCUUUUUCACGAACUCGAGCUGCCGCCGCACUAACCUCAGCGGACUUAUUCCGGGAACAUGCUCUUCAUACCGCACCCAGGACUUCCAUUCUGCCGCUUGGAAUCCGUAUUUAUUUCUGCCUGUCUGCCAAGUUACCUACCUACUCCUAUGCUUUUAAGUUGACGCUGUAAUACAUGUUGUAUAAAAUUAUAUUUUCGUAGAAACUCUGUA
Numida meleagris (helmeted guineafowl) is the source of this 5946-nucleotide messenger RNA. RefSeq names its product DIX domain containing 1 (gene DIXDC1). Gene Ontology annotation, biological process: canonical Wnt signaling pathway. The transcript is spliced from 21 exons. Gene Ontology annotation, molecular function: protein binding. The coding region runs from base 982 to 3063 and encodes 693 amino acids. Lineage: Eukaryota; Metazoa; Chordata; Aves; Galliformes; Numididae. The record is from RefSeq and is a predicted model, not a curated record. Gene Ontology annotation, cellular component: cytosol.